Molecule: messenger RNA, 3503 nt
Organism: Pygocentrus nattereri (red-bellied piranha)
Lineage: Eukaryota; Metazoa; Chordata; Actinopteri; Characiformes; Serrasalmidae
Product: zinc finger protein 850-like
Exons: 5
Coding region: 364-2925 (853 amino acids)
Biological process (GO): regulation of DNA-templated transcription
Molecular function (GO): RNA polymerase II cis-regulatory region sequence-specific DNA binding; DNA-binding transcription factor activity, RNA polymerase II-specific
Source: RefSeq, a predicted model, not a curated record
GUUCACAGUCCGGCUGAGGAGAGAAACAGGAACUGAGCUGACUGAAGUGCUGGAGGAGGCGUUGAGGAGAAGGAGGAGUCACGAUAUGAAGGUGUGGAUAUGAUCUAAGGCAGGGGGGGGCUCAAUCCUGGUCCUGGAGAUCCACCACCAUGGAGAGUUCACAUCCAGCACACCAUGCCCCUGCAGGCCUUCAUUACCUGCAUCAGAACUGAACAACCAACUAUUCUCUUCUCUCAAGUCUUCUCUUGCUCCUUGUGUUCACUUUCAUGCACACACCAAAUAUCCCUCUGGAAACAAACCAGAAGAUGCUGCAAAUUGGAAUGAGUCAGGCUGCACAAUUCUGAAGAUAUUAAAUAAGGGAACAUGGCAUCCAUGAAAUAUGAGAAAAUAGCAUCCCUGCAUACGUCGUCUGGUACUGUUUGCACGAACACAUCUCACAAACGAAUGCAGAAAAAAGCUGGCAAAAAGAGAGCCCACCAAUGCUCGGAGUGUGGGAAGAGUUUCACUCAGUGGGGUGAUCUCCAAAGACACCAUCGUAGUCACUCAGGAGAGAAGCCGUAUCACUGCUCAGAAUGUGGGAAGAGCUUUACCAGACAGAGCAGUCUCCAAACACACAAGCGCAUUCACACUGGAGAAAAACCGUUUCAGUGCUCAGAGUGUGGCAGGAGUUUUAAUCGACACAGUAAUCUCCAACAGCACCAGCGCAUUCACACUGGAGAGAAGCCGUAUCACUGCUCGGAGUGUGGAAAGGAUUUCAAACAUCAGAGUACUCUUCAGCAACAUCAGCGAAUUCAUACUGGAGAGAAACCGUUUCACUGUUCUGAGUGUGGAAAGAGUUUCACUCAGCAAAAUGCCCUCCAGCUACACCAGCGCAUUCACACUGGAGAAAAGCCAUAUUACUGCUCAGAGUGUGGGACAAGUUUUAGAGGCAAAAGUAAUCUCCUAAAACACAGGCACAUCCACACAGGAGAGAAGCCAUAUCAGUGCUCAGAGUGUGGCAAGUGUUUUAAACAACAGAGUACGCUGAAGGCACACCAGCGCAUUCACACCGGAGAGAAACCGUAUGAGUGUUCAUACUGUGGACGGACUUUCAGAGACAGAAGCAGCCUCAAAGCACACCAGCCCAUUCACACAGGCGUGAAACCGUAUCAUUGCUCAUGCUCAGAGUGUGGGAAGAGUUUUGCAUAUCUGGAUGGUCUCCGACAACAUCAGCUUAUGCACACAGGAGAGAAGCCAUAUCACUGCUCAGACUGUAGGAAGAGUUAUGCUGUACAGAGUAAUCUCCAAAUACACCAGCGGAUUCACCCUGGAGAGAAGCCGUAUCAGUGCUCAGAAUGCGGAAAGAGUUUUUCUCGUGAGAGUCACCUCCAACGACACUGUCUUCUUCACACAGGAGUGAGGCCAUAUCCCUGCACACAGUGUGGCAAGAGUUUUACUCGGCAGAGUCAUCUCCAAGUACACCAGCGUAUGCACACUGGAGAGAAGCCGUAUCAGUGCUCAGAGUGUGGAAAGAGUUUUACUCAACAGGGUAAUCUCCAAGCACACCAGCGCAUUCACACAGGACAGAAGCCGUGUUACUGUUUUGAGUGUGGGAAGUGUUGUUCUAGCCAAAGUGCUCUCCGAAGACACGAGCGCAUUCACACUGGAGAGAAGCCGUAUCAGUGCUCAGAAUGUGGAAAGAGUUUUACUCGGCAGAGUAAUCUCCAAGCCCACCAGCGCAUCCACACAGGAGAGAAGCCGUAUCAGUGCUCAGAGUGUGGAAAGAGUUUUACCCAGCAGAGUGCUCUCCACGGACACCAGCGAAUCCACACAGGACAGAAGCCGUAUCAGUGCUCAGAGUGUGGAAAGAGUUUUACUGAACAGGGUCAUCUCAGAGUACACCAGCGCAUUCACACAGGACAGAAGCCGUAUUACUGUUUUGAGUGUGGGAAGUGUUAUUCUAGCCAAAGUGCUCUCCGAAGACACCAGCGCAUUCACAUUGGAGAGAAGCCGUAUCAGUGCUCAGAGUGUGGAAAGAGUUUUACUCGGCAGAGUAAUCUCCAACAGCACAUGCGUAUCCAUACAGGAAAGAAACCUCACCAGUGCUCAGAGUGUGGGAAGAGCUUUAUCAGACAGAGCCGUCUCCAACAACACCAGCUCAUCCACGCUGGAGAGAAGCGUCAUCGCUGCUCAGAAUGUGGAGCCAGUUUUAGUCAUCAGGGUACCCUUAAAAGACAUCAGCUCAUCCAUACAGGAGAGAAACCGUAUUACUGUUCAGAGUGUGGGAAGAGUUUUAGACAGCAAAGUACCCUCAAAGACCACCAGCGCAUUCACACCGGAGAGAAGCCGUAUCAGUGUGCAGAGUGUGGAAAGAGUUUUAAUCAGCAGAGGAACCUCCAAACGCACCAGCGCAUCCACACAGGAGAGAAACCGUUUCACUGCUUGGAGUGUGGAAUAAGUUUUAGGGACAAAGCUAAUCUCAUAAAACACCAGCGCAUUCAUACAGGAGAGAAGCUGUAUCACUGCUCAGAGUGCGGGAGGAGCUUCACUCGACACAAUCAUCUGCAAACACACAAGCGCAUUCACACCGGAGAGAAGCCGUAUCAGUGCUCCGAGUGCGGAAAGAGUUUUAGUGACCGAGGUGCCCUGAAAACACACCAGCGCAUUCACACCGGAGAGAAACCGUAUCAGUGCCUGUAUUGUGGAAAACGUUUUAGCGACAGAGGUGCUCACAAAACGCAUCAGCGCAUUCAUACAGGAAUUAAACCGUAUUACUGCUCGGAGUGUGGAAAGAGUUUCAGUCGAAAAAGUACUCUCCAGCAACACCAGUACAUUCACGAAGGAAUAAAGCCGUUUCGUUGCUCAGAGUGUGGGCGGGACUUCAGGCAGUCAAAUUCCUUCAGAACACACAUGAAAGUGCACUUAAAAGGAGGUGUUGACUCGUGACAGUUUGUGAAAAAAAUAGAAUCAUUAACUGGUUUUAUUUGGCUGUGACUCAUGUAAUCUGUGUUUCUGCUGUUUAUUAUUUAUUUGUGAGAUAAACACGUACAGGAUUUUCCACUUUCACCAAAUGUAGUUGAUAAGCAGAGAUGUUUGCUGUCUGAAACGGAAGACCACAUAACCAAAUUACAGGGAGAUUCACUCAAAAGAGGCCCAGAAUAUUCGGUUGUGAAUACCGUUAGGAGGAAGCAAUCUGAAUCAAAAGAAAACACUACACAUCUUGACGUAUGUGUAAUCGAUUGGAUUGCGAUGAUGGAAGUGAUCUCUGUUUUCUGCUAGGCACAUGAAGGGGUACGGGGGUCUGCAAAUGGAGGUUAAACAUUGUGAUGGCUGUCCGGCGCCUACCUCAUCGCUCCGACACGGGCAUCCAGGCUUGUUUGAAGCUCCAUAUACUGAGAUGCACAUUGCACGCUGUUUCAUUCAGAUUGAUUUGUCUUACAGAGAGUUAUUAAAGAAUAUUUGGGGCUCUUUGAAUGACUUGAAUGAGUCUCCCUGUAGAAAAGCUGUUGAAACAAAUGUUUUGA